Molecule: messenger RNA, 1655 nt
Organism: Aspergillus versicolor CBS 583.65
Lineage: Eukaryota; Fungi; Ascomycota; Eurotiomycetes; Eurotiales; Aspergillaceae
Product: Gfo/Idh/MocA family protein
Exons: 4
Coding region: 211-1455 (414 amino acids)
Biological process (GO): NADPH regeneration
Cellular component (GO): cytoplasm
Molecular function (GO): oxidoreductase activity; nucleotide binding
Source: RefSeq, a predicted model, not a curated record
CCUGAAUCCCGGCAAUUCAAGGCAAAAUUGCGUCCAUUGAGUGAUUAUUCCGGCUCAGUAUUUGCCCCGGCUAUGAUUUAAAACGCCAGGGUUGCUGCAUUUCGUCGGGCUAUAUUUGCGCGUUGUCCCACCUCCUCAGUCUCUCUCUGCCUACUUCCCCUCACCCCUCCAUCCAUAUCUAUCCCAUAGCCUAGCAGAUACAGCUUCAAAAUGGCCCCUCCCAGCGUGUUAAUGGUAGGAACUGGUGAAUACACCACUGGCUAUGUCGGUGGCACCGCCUCUGGAUCAGACAAGAAAGUCGGCGUUGUCGGACUGAGUCUUUUUGAUCUCCGCCGACGCGGAAAAGUAGGCGACCUCAGCAUGGUCGGCGUCUCAGGACGCAAGUUCCCAGGAAUCCGCGACCACCUCCACAAAAACAUCACCCAAGUCUACAACAACCUCGACACCUCCUUCACCUCUUUCCCCGCCGACAAUGCCACCGACCCCGACGCCUACAAAGCCGCCAUUGACGCCCUCCCCAAAGGCUCCGCAAUCACAAUCUUCACCCCCGACCCAACCCACUUCCCUAUCGCAAUCUACGCCAUCGAGCGUGGCAUCCACGUCCUCGUGACCAAGCCCGCCGUCAAGACCCUCCCCGAACACAUCGCGCUUGUCGAGACCGCGCGCAAACACAACGUCUUCGUCUUCGUCGAGCACCACAAGCGCUUCGACCCCGCCUACUCCGAUGCCCGCGCAAAGGCCAAAACCCUCGGCGACUUCAACUACUUCUACUCUUACAUGAGCCAGCCCAAGUUCCAGCUCGAGACCUUCAAGGCCUGGGCCGGUAAGGAGAGUGAUAUUUCCUACUACCUCAACAGCCACCAUGUUGAUAUCUGCGACUCCAUGGUUGGCAACGACUAUACCCCCGUUCGCGUGACUGCGAGCGCCUCCACAGGAACAGCCGUCGAGCUCGGCUGUGUCCCCGAGACAGAGGACACAAUCACGCUGCUCGUGGACUGGAAGCACAAGACCGAGCCCGGCAAGGUCGCAACGGGAGUGUAUACCGCUUCCUGGACGGCGCCGCAGAAGGCUGGUGUCCACUCAAAUCAGUAUUUCCACUACAUGGGUGCCAACGGCGAAGUCCGCAUCAACCAAGCUAAGCGUGGCUACGACGUCACUGGCGACGACUCCGGACUCGCCUGGUUAAACCCAUUCUACAUGCGCUACGCCCCCGACGAAGAAGGAAACUUUGGCGGCCAAACGGGGUACGGGUACAUCAGCUUCGAGAAGUUCAUAGACGCCAUCACAGCGCUAAACGAAGGCCGGGUAACGCUCGACCAGCUGGACGCACGACCACUACCGACGCUGAAGAAUACCAUUGCUACGACGGCGAUUCUGCAUGCGGGGCGUGUGAGUCUGGAUGAGAAGAGGCCUGUUGAUAUUGGGGAGGUUGAUGGAAAGUGGACUGUUAAAUAGGUUAUAUAACAUCCUUAUUUUAUAUGUAUGUGGAUUAAUCGGUCCUGUGGAAAUACUCUAUAUUCAAAUAAAGAAGUCGAUAUCUUAUUGAAUGCAGCUAAGGAAAACUGAAGGCCUAUUCAUAAUAUGUUAUCCCCGGGCGAGCAAUAAGCAAGGAUAUCUAUGUAAAUAGACACUCCAUAGCCAUGUUUAAUAACGAG